Molecule: messenger RNA, 1609 nt
Organism: Rhizopus microsporus ATCC 52813
Lineage: Eukaryota; Fungi; Mucoromycota; Mucoromycetes; Mucorales; Rhizopodaceae
Product: PH domain-like protein
Exons: 4
Coding region: 19-1224 (401 amino acids)
Source: RefSeq, a predicted model, not a curated record
AUUUCAUGCCCAUCAUUCAUGAUGAAUAUGCAAGAUUCAAUUCAAAGCGACGCUUCACUUUUUGAUAAGCCAAUAUCCAUUAUUUUAUUUCAUUUAUCAAUGAGUCAUUAUAUUCCAUUGUUUGAACAAGCAGGAAUUGAUCUUGGACGGUAUUUAUUAAUGAAGGACCCCAAAGAUUUUAUAAGCAUUGGUAUUCGCGAUCCUGGUGAUCUUGACAUACUCAUUACUUGCUCAAAGGCUCUGGCAGCACAUAUAGUCCAUAAAAGGAUGACAUCUGAGGAAACAAUAGUUGAAGAAGAAGAAGAGGAUCUUCAUAGUUGUAAAUCGAGCCACACUAUGAAUACAAAUAGUGGUGGUACGGAUGACAUAUACAUUACUUCAUGUCGACCAUCAAUCGUUAAAAGGGCUAUUGAUGCAUACAACCAUAGUAGCUCAUCUACUAUCAUACCCACCGUUCAGUCCAAUACAUCAUCAGGCGCCAUGAUCGGAACUGUUAGAUACCGACAACAGAGUACAAAUAAACAAAAUACCAGCAGACCACUUUCGAUGCCAGUCCUUCUGCCUUCACAUACGCCUCCUCCUGAUUAUUACUUUGAUAUGACAUUCAGUAAGAGAUUAGAGAGAUGCAAGUCCAUGAUAUUCCCUAGAGAGGAAGAAGGCAAAGAGGAGCUACCACCAUAUACUUGUACAGUCUAUAAAAUGGGUUAUGUCCAUAUCAAAAAAGAGUUUGAUGCUCCGGAUGUACGAACAAAGUGGAGGGUGUGGAGAAAGCUCUAUGUGGAACUAUGGGGCACUGUACUACGAGUUUAUCGUACUGCACCGCCUAAAGAUAAAGUAGAUUAUUACUAUACAUUUGGACCACUUAAAGCUCCAUAUUACUAUUAUCACAAAUACUACUAUACGCCUAUCUUGACACUCUCCCUUGCUGGUGCUGAAGCAUCAAGAGCCCUGGACUAUUUAAAAAGACCCAAUGUACUCCGACUGACAACUCAAGAGGGACCUCAACUAUUAUUAAGAUUAUCUUCACAUGUAGAAAUGAUAUCAUGGGUGGAACAUCUUCAAGCGGCUAUCAAUAUAUCACUUGAUCUUGAGGAUCGUCCUAUGCCCAAGUUUAUCACUUUACCCAUUCGUAGCUUGACUUCAGGCACUUUGGACUCUAGGACAAUUGAAUUGGAAAGAGCGAGGGAACAAAGGAGGAGAGAACAAAGAGAGAUACUUAUCUGAUUUACUAUUAUUAUUAUUGUUAUAUAUAUUUGUAUAAAAUAAACACGUGUGUGUAUAUGUGUAUGUAUUCCAUAUUAAAAAUCGCAAAUCUAUUAUAAGUUAUAGGCAUUUUUUUUAUCAUUAUGUUAUAGGAAUGUAGCUUCUAGUCUAUGUCAUUGUAUACAUUGACCUACAGAAAAAACACUAUUCUUUUAAUGUGAUGCGCCAGAAGAACUCAUAUGAGCUUAUUUUCUACUUCUCUGUAUACACACACAUGAUACUUUUUGAAAAGAUCUCAGUCACACGACUUUAAAUCGUACUUUACCUGUUUUGUCACAAAUAGACAUGUUGUGACAGGUUCACUAUCUCACAUUUACACCAGGUCUCAGUAGAUCAUUAUUUACUC